AUGCACAAUAUUAAAGAAGAAUACAACAUGCAGAUGAUAAAUAAGGAACAGUUUUCUCCAAACAAUAUAAAUUGUCAUAUAAGAGAUUUAACUGCAGAUAUUCAUACAGGUAUGCAACAGUGGAAUGCACUUCAUUUACAAGGAAUAACAUUGUUAAAAAAUAUAACUCAAGAAAAACAGAAUGAAUCUUACCCUCAAAUACUACAAGAAUUAUGCGAUAAAUUGGAAAUUAUUUGUGAUGCAUUGGAUGAUAUUGUGAAAAAUUUUGCUGAGAUUACACAUCAAAUAAAGAUAACAAGUUUUUUAAGAAAAAAUACAGACAAAUUAUUUACAACAUGGUCCAAUGUAAAAUUUGGAGAAACAGCAGAAUCUAUAUAUAAUGCAUAUUCACAUGAAGUAAGAAUAAAACGUAAAAUUGUGGAAGAUAUAGCACAUCAUUAUACUGAUUCUUGGAAAAUGUUAUUCCUUGCAAGUUGGGUGCAUCAACCAUUACUGUCAGAGAGUCUAAGAACAUCUUUGGAAUCAAUGUUACUUGAGACUGGGCAUAGAUAUUUAUAG
Messenger RNA from Habropoda laboriosa, 558 nucleotides. RefSeq names its product cyclin-dependent kinase 2-interacting protein-like. The record is from RefSeq and is a predicted model, not a curated record. The transcript is spliced from 4 exons. NCBI's taxonomy places the organism in Eukaryota, Metazoa, Arthropoda, Insecta, Hymenoptera, Apidae. The coding region runs from base 1 to 558 and encodes 185 amino acids.